UACUUUGAUAUAGCUGGACUGGUAACGACUAACGAGUCAACGAAAACAACAACUAUUUACAUUAUGAUGAUUUUUUUUUCGACGUGUUUUGACCGUGAAAUGUGAAAAUAAUUUUGUGCUUAAUAUUAUUACGAAUUAUUAACAUAAUGCAUUUAUAUUGUUAUUAUGCUCAAUGUCCACAAUAUGACUCGUGUGCUAUUUGUUUAUCAAAUUAAAUUAAAUCACAUACUAUGAAUCACAUUGAUGGAACACAUUAAGUUCGUUUUAAACUGACCACUUAGAACUGAAAAAAAAUUAAUAACCAUGUCGGGAUCAAAGCGUUAUGGAUCUAGCUCGUCAUAUUCGUCACACAGUCCCCCUAUUCCUGAACGUUGGAUUAAAUGCCCUCGUAAAUCUUAUACAACUAUAGCUGAAAAAUUUGUGGCAUUCAAAACACCACUUGAUAGUAAAUAUGACGAUCAAAUACCUAUCGAGAAUAGGUUCAAUACAGAAAUGUUGUUCUCAUCAAUGUCUAAUAUGAAGGUAAGUAUAGGUUUAUGGAUUGAUCUGACAAAAACUAGUCGUUUCUAUAACAAAUCUGAAGUCGAAGAUUCGGAUUGUACUUACGUAAAAAUCCCAUGCGCUGGUCAUGAACAACCUCCUACCCGGGAACAAGCACAAUUAUUUGUAGAUAUUUGUUCAAAAUUUAUUGCAAAAAAUCCUUUGCUGUCCAUUGGUGUUCAUUGCACUCAUGGUUUUAACCGAACAGGAUUUAUGAUAGCUACUUAUUUAAUAGAAACAUUCGAUAUUAGUGUAACUAGUGCCAUAGCUCAAUUUGCGGCAGCUAGACCUACUGGAAUUUACAAACAAGAUUAUAUUGUUGAACUAUUUCAACGAUAUUCAGAUGAUGAAGAACCUACACUAGCUCCAGAACUUCCAGAUUGGUGUUUAGAAUCAGAAGAAGAUAAUCAUAAUUCAAGUAAGUUUGAAUCCUCUUCACGAAAUAAACGUGACUUCAGAGAUCAAGACUCUAAAGAUAGAAGAGAACAUGAACCUUCUAGUAAACGAUCAAGAAAUGAAAUGAAUAAUCGUAACCCAGUAUUUAUGGAAGGUGUAUCUGGUGUUACCGCUAUUUUCGAUCAACCCAGGUUAAGCAACAUUCAAAGAAGAACUCAAGACUUAUGUAAAUGGAAAAGAUCUGGAUUUCCUGGAUCUCAGCCAGUGUCUAUGGAUAUUCAAAAUAUUAAAUUAUUACAUACAAAACCUUACCGUGUUACGUGGAAAGCUGACGGUACUAGGUACUUAAUGUUUAUCCAAGGUGAAAAUGAGAUAUAUUUUAUUGAUAGAGACAACAGUGUAUUUGAAGUUGAGGGAUUAACAUUUUUACACAGAAAAAAUCUAGAUCAUCAUUUGAAAGACACUUUACUAGAUGGUGAAAUGAUUAUUGAUAAAGUCGAUGGACAAAAUAUACCUCGCUAUUUAGUAUAUGAUGUAGUUGCAUUUGAAGGUUUUGAUGUUGGUAAACAACCAUUUUAUCCAAACAGAUGUAUGCUAAUAGAAGUUGAUAUAAUUAAGCCCAGACAUCAGGCCAUUGUGUGUGGUCGUUUAGACAAAACUCAAGAACCAUUUAGUAUUCGUUUGAAACAAUUUUAUGACAUUAAUGCUUCUGAUAAAUUGCUGGGAAAUUUUAGUAAAAAUUUAUCUCAUGAACCUGAUGGUCUCAUAUUCCAACCAUCAACUGACCCUUAUGUAGCUGGUGCGUGUCCUGAAGUUUUGAAAUGGAAACCAUUGGAACUGAAUUCUGUUGAUUUUAAACUUAAAAUUGUUACAGAAGGUGGAACUGGAAUGUUGGAAUCAAAAGUUGGAUAUUUGUAUGUAGGUGGUAAAUCUGAUCCCUUUGCCAGAAUGAAAUAUAAUAAAGAACUUAAAAAUAUGGAUGGAAAAAUAAUCGAAUGCAAAUUUGAAAAUGGAAAUUGGAAGUUUAUGCGAGAGCGAACUGACAAAUCGUUUCCAAAUGCUCACAAAACUGCAAUAGCCAUUUGCCACAGCAUCGAAACACCUGUUACUAAAGAAAUUCUCUUAAAGUAUAUACAACAAGCUCCACGUAGAUGAUGUUAUGUGUACACAAUAACAAAUGUAAUUGCUUAAUAUGUUUCAUAACAACUUUAUAAUACAUUUUAUUCUGUAUAUAAAAUAAUUAAAAAGUUAUUUUAAGAUUUUAAUUAAGUUUAUAUUGAUAAAUAUUAUAAAAUCUGAUAUAAAUUAAAUAAAAACUUAUGUCCUUAUAAUGAAUAUAUAUCAAAUGUAUAAUAAAUUGUGCAUUAUGCGAUUAGUUAUCAUUUUUUAUACUUAUUAAAUUUAGGUAAAUCUUUGUUUUUAUUCGUCAUAGUUAUUCAAUAUAAUAGGUGUUAUAAAAUACCAUAGAAAAAAUUAACAAGUAAAUACACACUGGUAAAAAGUCGGAGUGAGUGAUAUAUAAUUAUAGAAUAGUUGUACUUUAAAUUGUAAUAAUUUAAUAUUUUUUAAUGCAAAAUUUAAGCUUAAACACAAAUAACCAUUAUAACAUAAUUUAUUACCAACUUUAGUUGAAGUUGUAAUCUCAAUUUUAUGAUUAUUAAAUAUUUAGAAAGUAUUAAAAUAUCAGUAGUCAGUACCUACCAUAUCCAUAUGCAUAGGCGCAACUAUGGUGGGAGGCUUAAGAGGAUGCUGUACCCUCAUGUGUUGCCUCCAUCCUAAAAAUGUACAAUAUUGCAAAAAACUGUUAUGCGCGGGAUAGAACCACUCCCUUGGUUUUUUUAGUAGAAUUACCAAACUUCCACAACGCAAAGGGAACAACUUUAUCUAUGUUGUAGUGUUUUUAUUAUUUGGAUAACAUAAAUAAAAUUAAAGUUAUUAGUUUGAGAAAAUUAGGAUUUUUUUUGUUUUUUUCAUUCAAUUAUAAAAAAUAAUUGGCAAAUGCUAUCAAAAAAUUAAAAUGCUAAGACACAGAUAAAGUUUAUUACCUAUGCGUUGUGGAAUUUUGGUAAUUCUACUACAAAUACCGAGGAAGUGGUUCUAUCCCGUGCAAAACAGUUGUUUGCUAUGUUGUACAUUUGUAAGACAGAGACAACACAUGCGGGUAUAGCAUCCUCUUAACUCUCCUAGAUGAAAAAUCUCAAAAUUUUGUAGUUGGUACUUUUAGCCCCUAGUCCCUACCAAAAAAAAUAUAAGCUAUAGUUGCACCUAUGACUAUGGUUUUAUAAUUGAGUUUAUUCUACAGAGUAAUAAUAAUAAUGGUAACUAUUACAUUUCUGAUAAAUAUUUCCCUCUAGAAUAUUAUUUGGGCGGUGUCAUACUAAGAAAUUUUACCGCUCCGAUAUAUAUAUAUUUUUACUGUUCCACCGCACACGUCAACCAUGCAGUAUGAUACAAUCUGGCAAUGUGGGAGGUGAAUAAACCGUUGCGGAAAAAAUGCAUAGUAUGGCACCGCCCUUACUCAGUAUACUCUAUAGGGUCACCGCUCUCUAAUUAUUACUGUGUGGAUUGUGAAUAUUCCAUAAUUCCCAUACAUUUAUCACUGAAUAGAAAGUAUUUGUUAGGUUUGAAAGUUGUUGUAUCAGUAUAUUUUUUCUGGGCUACUAGAUGUAUUUCUGAAUAAGUUAGAAAGUUUCAAGACACUACACAAAAUAAAUUAAUAUUUUUUGCAUAUAUUAUGAUUUUUAGUUUUUCUUAAUUUUACAUUUUUUUAGAGCAAAUAUUUUAGUUUGAAUAGUAUACCUUAAUGAUUAAUUAAUAAUAAAAUUAACGAAAUUGUCAGUUGGAAUAUAGCUUGUACAAUUAUAAGUUAUUAUUAUAAUAUUAUAUUAUUGUAUCAUGUUUUUAAAAUACCUAGAUUAUAUAAAAAAAAAAGUAAAU
Molecule: messenger RNA, 3873 nt
Organism: Metopolophium dirhodum (rose-grain aphid)
Lineage: Eukaryota; Metazoa; Arthropoda; Insecta; Hemiptera; Aphididae
Product: mRNA-capping enzyme-like
Exons: 14
Coding region: 304-2091 (595 amino acids)
Biological process (GO): 7-methylguanosine mRNA capping; protein dephosphorylation
Molecular function (GO): mRNA guanylyltransferase activity; mRNA 5'-triphosphate monophosphatase activity; ATP binding
Source: RefSeq, a predicted model, not a curated record